UUAAAAUAAAGUGGGGGGAAAAUCUUCAAAGAUGCACGGAUCCAAUCGAUAAUUCGGUUUUUGAUUCGUACAUGUAACGCAUGCGCAAACCCUGAUCUUCCUUUCAGCUAGCUUCUCCGCCAUGGCGCCUCUUAAAAAGCAAAGCACCGGCAAAGGUGGCAAGAAGAAGAAGCAGGUCCUGAAGUUCACACUGGACUGCACCCACCCUGUGGAAGAUGGCAUCAUGGACGCUGCCAACUUUGAGCAUUUUCUUCAGGAGCGCAUCAAGGUGAAUGGGAAAGCCGGCAACCUGGGUGGUGGUGUUGUCGCCAUCGAGAGGAGCAAGAGCAAGAUCACAGUUUCCUCUGAGGUGCCCUUCUCCAAAAGAUACCUGAAGUAUCUGACAAAGAAGUACCUGAAGAAAAACAACCUUCGUGACUGGCUGCGUGUGGUGGCAAACACCAAGGAGAGCUACGAGCUCCGCUACUUCCAGAUCAACCAGGAUGAAGAGGAGGAGGAAGAUGAAGAUUAAAUUGAUAAUCCUGAUUUUGUACAUUUAAAUAAAUGUUGUUUACAGUACAGAA
Molecule: messenger RNA, 563 nt
Organism: Acanthopagrus latus (yellowfin seabream)
Lineage: Eukaryota; Metazoa; Chordata; Actinopteri; Spariformes; Sparidae
Product: 60S ribosomal protein L22
Exons: 4
Coding region: 122-511 (129 amino acids)
Biological process (GO): cytoplasmic translation
Cellular component (GO): ribosome
Molecular function (GO): RNA binding; structural constituent of ribosome
Source: RefSeq, a predicted model, not a curated record